CCACAUGGAUGCUGGGGAAUCACACUACUCACAGACUGAAGUUGUCAGAGCCUGCAAAUCAAGAUUUGAUGAGCAACUCAGCAGGGUGUACACCAGGGCUGUGUACAAUGAAUACAAGAGGGAAUAUAUUAACAGCACAGCUUUUGUGAUAGAGCCUGAUCCGGGAGUGGAAUGCGGUUACUUGGUGAAACAUGAGAAAGGCGAUAGGACAUUUUGCUGGGCACAACACGCAUUCAAAGUGGUGGCUGACAAAGCAGCAGGCGUGUAUAAAUGCGAAUGCAUGCAGUGGGAGCAUACAGGUCUGUUCUGCAUGCACAUAAUAAAGGCAUUCACCCACCUCCAAGUCCAAAACAUACCUGAAAAGUACAUUUUGAAGCGAUAUACACGUGAUGCAAGAUCUGUGGUUCCGUGGGACCGGCACGAUGUGAGUGUUGGUGGUCAAAAUGAGACAGAGCAGUCAAGGUUGUCGAAGCUGCUGCCAAAGUUAAUGCGACUGGGAAGAGCGGGAAGCAAAUCUGAUAGAGCAUACACUGAAACUAUCAGGCACAUCGACAUGAUAACUCCUGGGAUUGAGCUUCUACGAACAGCGGAGAUUGGUCCGAUUGGUCCGGACGAAGCAACAAAUACUGAGUUGCAGCAAGAUGCAGAAGGACGGCGGAAUAUUGGUCCCAUUGCACCAACACAACAAAGUUCUGACAACAAUAUAGAACCUGUUGUGAUGCCAACUGGACCUACACCACCACCGGAAUCGGGCCUGAAUCCAGAUUCUGCAAACUGCCUCACUGAUCUAAGAUUGACUGAACCGCCAGUGUCGCGCACGAAGGGUAGGAAGUCUGCCAGUGGGGCUAAAUGUGCUAAAAAUAGUGUGGAACCUGCUAAUCCAUACAGCACAUAUAGUGGUGGUCAGGGCAUAAGAGAGUGCCAAACCUGCCAUGUUAGGGGGCACUAUAGCACAACAUGCCCUCAGAACCCAAACAGAAGCAGAGCGGCCGAGAACAAGGACAAAAAGAGAAGUGCGAAAACUGUAGGUUGGACUCCAAGAAAAAGAGGUCGCCCAACAAUAAAAAAAGGACUAAAUGGGAAUCAAGAUGAGGCACAGAGUGAGGGGGAUGAUACACAGCAAUCUGGGUGCACUAUGGCGGUGCAGGAGUCAGCAGCACACGCGGUGAUUGCAAGAAUUAGGAGGGCGACAACUUGCCAUGUUAAUUACCAGGACGAAAGUGAUUAAGGAUGACUAUGAAUCUGACUGAAUCUCCAAUGUAAUAUUUCAAUUUUAUCUUAUUUUAUAACUCUGUGUAAGUUAAACUCAAUAAUGACUGUGUGACUGUUCGGAAAACAGUGGACACACAUGACCAACCAAUUGCAACAUCGUAGUUGCGCUGAUUGCAACUGUAUGUAUACACUGAAUAAUACAUGAAUCUGUGUUAUCUGUUUA
Zea mays is the source of this 1435-nucleotide messenger RNA. RefSeq names its product protein FAR-RED ELONGATED HYPOCOTYL 3-like. Gene Ontology annotation, molecular function: zinc ion binding. NCBI's taxonomy places the organism in Eukaryota, Viridiplantae, Streptophyta, Magnoliopsida, Poales, Poaceae. The record is from RefSeq and is a predicted model, not a curated record. Bases 5 to 1228 code for a protein of 407 amino acids. The transcript has 3 exons.